AUAGGUUAGUAUUCACGACUCGUGCCAAACAAAUCGCAAUCGCGCAAACACCAAAUCGAAAAUAUGUCAGCGUCGAUGCCGUCUCUCUUCGACGAAGACCCGCACCAGGGUCGACCUGCCGAAGCAGAGUCUUCGGGCAGUCAGCAGCAAUUUCUGCCCGACCUGAGCGACUCGGAUUCGAACGAGGCGCAAAAAAAAUCUCCAGACGAGCCGGUAAGAAAAUCUCCAGACGAGCCGGUGAGGAAGCAGUCGCCGGAAGAGGCAGAGAAGCUGCCCAUCGAGGUGCCGGAGGCGGCCGUCGGCGGCGGCGCGAGCCUGCCGACGCCGGGGGCGGCCGUGGAGGUGGUCGCCUCGCACUACAAUGCCAUCGAGAACGCAGGACUGGAGGCGAGGAAGGAGACCCGCAUCUUUUUCAUGCGCAACUUCAACAACUGGGUGAAAAGCAUGCAAAUCGGCGAGUACCUGAAGAGGAUCCGCGCCAAGGGCACGACCACGAUCAAGGUGCUCGACCUGGGCUGCGGCAAGGGCGGCGACCUGCUCAAGUGGAUGCGGGGCAACGUCAGUCACGUCACCUGCGCAGACGUCGCGGCCGUCUCGAUGGAGCACUGCGAGACGAGGUUCGCCGACAUGAAGAAAAAGCAAAGAGGCCCGCUCUUCACCGCCGAGUUCAUCACUGCCGACUGCACCAAGGAACUGCUCAGGGAGAAGUACAAGGAUAGGCAGGCCGUUUUCAAUCUUGUCAGCUGCCAGUUCGCGUUCCACUACUGCUUUGAGAGUCUGCAACAGGCCAACUGCAUGAUGCAGAAUGCGGCAGAGAAGCUGGAAAUUGGCGGAUACUUUAUAGGCACAAUACCAAACGCGUAUGAAAUAGUCAAAAGGCACAAGGCUGCAGGCGAAGACAAGUUUGGUAACGAAGUGUAUCAAAUCACAAUGCAAGAAGAGAGCAAGGGUUACCCCCUCUUCGGCGCAAUGUACAACUUCCACUUGCAAGAUGUGGUCUCCUGUCCUGAGUUCUUAGUCCACUUUCCAACUCUAGUAAAGUUGGCUGAGAAGCACGGCCUAAGGUUGAUUGAGAAGACGACAUUCCCUGAAUUUUACGACCGAGUGCAUGGCGAUGGACGUUUUCUUUUGCAAAAAAUCAACGCUCUCGAAACCUACCCACCGGGUAGUGAGCAAACGUUGCUGGGCAAAGAAGAAGAUUAUGACCACGCCCGCGAGCACCUGAGGAGGAAUCCCAGGGCACAGAGCUUAGGAACUCUGUCCAAGUCUGAGUGGGAAGCAACUUCGCUCUACCUUGUGUUUGUCUUUCAAAAAUAUCAUAAGCAGCUGAACUUGGAUGACUAUCCAGAAGCCAAAAAGAAAAUGAAGAGGAAAUGAAUCUCGAGACACUUUUUGUGCCCCAAACCUUGUUGAAAAUGUUUUUUAAACUAGUUGAUACUCUUAAACUGUGUAAAAAUAAAUAUUCAAAUCUCUUUUAAUGAC
Cloeon dipterum is the source of this 1482-nucleotide messenger RNA. It is a transcript of the gene Rnmt, whose product is annotated as RNA guanine-7 methyltransferase. Lineage: Eukaryota; Metazoa; Arthropoda; Insecta; Ephemeroptera; Baetidae. Bases 64 to 1377 code for a protein of 437 amino acids. The transcript has 3 exons. Gene Ontology annotation, cellular component: nucleus. Gene Ontology annotation, biological process: 7-methylguanosine mRNA capping. Gene Ontology annotation, molecular function: mRNA 5'-cap (guanine-N7-)-methyltransferase activity. The record is from RefSeq and is a predicted model, not a curated record.